Molecule: messenger RNA, 1506 nt
Organism: Dermacentor silvarum
Lineage: Eukaryota; Metazoa; Arthropoda; Arachnida; Ixodida; Ixodidae
Product: protein unc-93 homolog A
Exons: 2
Coding region: 1-1506 (501 amino acids)
Biological process (GO): regulation of muscle contraction; regulation of potassium ion transport
Cellular component (GO): striated muscle dense body; plasma membrane
Molecular function (GO): potassium channel regulator activity
Source: RefSeq, a predicted model, not a curated record
AUGGAGGAGAUGGGUGACAAGAGCCCCCUGGCUCAACAUCGUGGGCAGCAAGAACAGAUAUCGCCGCAGCAGCAGGAGCAGGAUCAUCGAGAGCACCGACAGAAGCGACCUUCCAAGAUGAUGGUGCCGCGGCGCAGCGUGCCCAACAUUCAACCGCUGGUCAUCGAGGAGAAGAGCCCGUCAACGUCGGACGAUAGGAAGCGCGUGCUGCGCAACCUGCUCGUUGUCAGCACGAGUUUCCUGCUGCUCUUCACGGCCUACCAGUCGAUGCAAAACCUGCAGAGCAGCCUGAACCCAGAGGCCGGCCUCGGAACCGCCUCGCUGGCCACCAUUUAUGUGGCGCUCGUGUUGUCGUGCAUGUUCGUGCCCACGUAUAUGAUCCGGCGGUUGGGCCUCAAGUAUACCAUGGUGACGUCGGUGGUCAUGUACUUGCUCUACUUUGUGGCCAACAUGGAGCCCAGCUGGUACACGCUGCUGCCCGCGUCGCUCGUGCUGGGCAUGGGCGGGGCGCCUCUCUGGACCUCCAAGUGCGCCUACCUCACGUACCUGGCGCAGGAGUACGCCGACCAGGUGGGCGCUCUCGACUCAGCGCCAUUCGUGGCCGGCUUCUUCGGCGUCUUCUUCAUGCUCUUCCAGACUACCCAAAUAUGGGGCAACCUGAUCGCCUUCAUCGUGCUGCGGCCGCCCAACAUGACCGAGGUGGCCGCCGACAUAGAGCAAUGCGGCGCCUCGUUCCACCCGACCGAGGACUUGGCCAUGCUAAACCAGACCAACCUGGGCGUCGUGAGUCGCAUGCAGACGUACACGCUAAGUGGUGUCUACACGUGCUGCGUGCUGUCCUCCAUCGUGAUACUCGUCGCCUUCCUGGACCCUGUGCGCAAGGAGGUGUCCGAUCCGAACCCGCCUACGCAGCUGCUUGUUGAGACGCUGUACCAUAUGCGCCGGGGCUACCAGCAGCUUAUCGUACCGCUCACAAUCUACAGCGGUAUGCAGCAGGCUUUCUUCUCGGGCGACUUCACUCAGGCGUACAUCAGCUGCUCCUGGGGCGUCCAGUUCGUCGGCUUCGUCAUGAUCUCGUAUGGGCUCACCGACGCCACCUGCUCUAUGGCGUUCGGCUUUCUCGUCAAGCGAGUCGGCCGCGUACCCAUCGUUAUGCUGGCGGCGUUGCUCAACGUCGCCGUUAUGAUCCUUCUGUUCACCUGGCACCCACGCCCUUCGGAGCUGCACAACUUCUUUAUCAUUGCCAUGCUGUGGGGCAUGGCCGACGCCUCCUGGCAGACGCAGAUCAACGCUUUCUACGGCGUCAUCUUCGCUGACGCUCGCGAGCCGGCGUUCGCCAACUACCGGCUGUGGGAGUCCAUGGGCUUCAUCAUCAUGUUCGCUGCACAAAGCCAUCUGCGCGUCUACGUCAAACUUGUGGCGCUCUUAGUGGCGCUCGUGAUCGGCAUGGUCGGCUACCUGACCAUCGAAUUCCAUAUGAGCAGGGAAAACAAGUCACCCAUGUAG